This is a messenger RNA of Labeo rohita (rohu), 7198 nucleotides long. RefSeq lists its product as uncharacterized. The transcript is spliced from 9 exons. Gene Ontology annotation, cellular component: nucleus. Bases 165 to 6698 code for a protein of 2177 amino acids. Gene Ontology annotation, biological process: synaptonemal complex assembly; male meiotic nuclear division; homologous chromosome pairing at meiosis. The record is from RefSeq and is a predicted model, not a curated record. NCBI's taxonomy places the organism in Eukaryota, Metazoa, Chordata, Actinopteri, Cypriniformes, Cyprinidae.
UUCAGCGUUUGAGGUCAAGCGUUUCCUUUUUGGUAUGUCUCACUUGAUGUUCCUCAAACUGAAGUGACAAACUUCACACAGUUCCCUGCUAAGACAUCUUAGCUCAUGUCAUACAUGCUCAACUGCCAUUUUACAUGAUGCGUGAGUAUCAGUUGUAAACAAGUAUGGAGAAAAAACAGCGUGAGGAGACCUUAGAGGGCUCCAGAUCACACCAGUCAGCAUUGACAGGAACCUUGGCACUGAAGAACUUCACCAUCCCCAGGAAGAAACGGACCUCUGGAGAAGUCCUUUUGGAACGUUGUCCAGAGGAAAGCCGCGAUUACAGUCUCAUUCAGACAAAACUGAGAGAUUCCAAGCUAGACACUAGAAAGGACAGCGCAAAUGCAUGGGUCUGGAAAGAUGUUUAUUUAGUGCACAAUGAGGAGCUCCUUAAAAAGUUCUCUGAAAAAAGAGCAGAGAUGCGUGCCAAAGGAAGACAUGGGAGAGAAAUGGAAGAAAGAUUCUGUUUUUUAGCUGCAUCGGAUCAAAUGACAGCCCAGAUUUAUCAGCACGGUCUACAGGUUGGCAGCACAGUCCAGUAUGCCUUGGGAAAGCCAUCACAUGGAGUAUAUCUCUUUAGGCAUGUUGAUGUGGCUCUGAAAUCUAAUACCAGCAUAUUAAGUGCACAAAAAGUUGUCAUUUUCAAGGUUCUUUAUGGAAAGGUGAAAAAAAUCGCUCCAAGCUUGGACUGGAACAAAACGCAAGAUCCCACAGUGAGCUUUGACUGUCACAUGUGUAAAGAUGCAGUGUCCCAUCGAGACACACUUCACCAGCAAGUUAUAGGCUCCUCUGUUUUUCUGUUUGACUUUAAUGAGAAGCAAGAGCUCACUGAAAGACCCAGGCAGUGUUUGCCGUAUGCAGUAGUUUCACUUGUUCCUGCCAGCAGUGCCAUUCUGACUCUACCUACAAACAUAUCCCUCUCAGCUUCAGUGCUACCUAUUGGCCAAGUGCAUGCAGACCGUUUUAAGGCAUGUACUGUGGCAGAGAGAAGAGGAAAACGAGGCGCUGCCACCGUUACAUUCAAACAUUUUGGCACGCCGGGCUGCUUUGAGACGGAUUAUACAGCUCAGAAUCCAGGAGUAGAAGCUUCACUUCAAAAAAAUGAUAUGCUAAACACUCAGUCAUUCAACCCAAAACAGCACUGGAUUGCUGCCGGUGAAAACGCAGAAUCUUCCAGCAGUUCAGGGCCAGUUAUGGAUCACACUGCUCUCUCCCAAAGCUUGCUGGGAAAGAAUGCAUUCACGAGUAAUCACAACAAAAGUACUGCAAGCACACAUGGAAGAAAGGACGAUACAUGUGACAUAGUACCUCAAAGUCCAUUGGACAAAAUUUCCACCAUAGUGUAUUCUUCACGCUCUGUUAGGGAUCCUCGUCUGUCUAGACAGGAAGCAAACCAGACCAGCUGCUCAGAGGCUGAGGUAGCAUACACUAGUUCAGAAUGUGAUAAUAAGAAAUGCCAACCAGACCAUCUAAAACAAAAAGACAGUUAUGGAAUUGCUGGAAAUACGUGUGAUUUAAAAGAGCCAUCAAACAUGGACACGUCCUCAAAGAUUGAUCAAUGUGCGUAUACCCCAACACUGCCCUCAAUGAAGUUAUUUAAAAUGAAGUUCCAAAAAUAUGCUGCCUACUUUAGAAUGAACGAGGAAGAGAGGCAUCAGAAAAUUUGGUCACAAGAAAACAUGUCACCAGAACAAAAGCAAGAAUUAGCUGACCGUAUACAUUUUUACGAAGUUUAUUAUCAGAAGUAUAAACAGGGAUUGCUCUUUCAAAAUGUCAGAGAGACAAAGAAGACCUCCGGCCUGUCUGAAAGAGAGCCCAAAAAUCACAUUUUACAGACAAAAGACAAUACAAACAAGCAAAAUCAGUCAAAUGUGUGCCAACCAAAAAGUCAUGACGCUGCAAGUUUGUCAGAUAACAAAGAUUUUGUUAACAAAGACAAAUGUUGCACAACUCACGUUCAUGAGACUAGUCAUCCAGAAUCUAGUGCAGUAAUGUUGACAGAAAAGGGGCAGGAUCAACCACCAGAGACUCACCAGGACUAUGUCAAUGAUGGAUGUCUGAAUCAGUCUCCAGAUAAACUUUCAGAGCAAUCACUGGUGCUGAGAUCAUUGAAUCUCAACCUCACAGAUGAGAAAACUGAUCUCAAGCACCCAAGUCAUUUAACCUCUAAUGAAGCUAAGCUUAAUCACAGUGUAGAAUGUGAAAGGGAGUUGUCCAGAGGUGCAGUAGAGGACUUGCAAGAGACUCAGUCAACUUCAAGUGUUAACUUGGUUGAAGAGCCCAGCACUGAAUCGUACCUUCCGUAUGCAAACGGCAUCGAUGACGCAGUCAUGGAUAUUGCAAGCUGUGUUGAAGUCUCUAGCUGUGGGACAUCAGACAACUGUGAUCUCAGUCUUGCCAGGGGAGUAAAGGAAAAGCAGAAUGGGACAGGUUUUAGCAGUGUUCAAGGGAUGGAUUCAUUUAGAUGGAUGAAAUGCUGUCCAGAGCUUGAUAUUGAAACAGUAAAGCAGGACAACAGUGCUCAUUCAGAAUUGUACAAAAGAAUUCAACUGGAUCAAUUAUUGCCAAGCAUGUUUCAAAAGAAUAUUUUCUCCUCAAGUGCACACAGAAUUAUGGGCAGACCUGCAGACAACAUUUCCGAGCUAAAAAAUGAAAGCAAAGAUCACACCAAAGCUGAAACUGACCUAAACAUGAGAUUCUUGGAAGAUAUCCAUCUCCAGGUUACUCUGAAAUCCUGCAAAACAUCUGCUGAUACUACAGAAGGGCUUUCUCUAUCUGAACGAUUUUCAAAAAUCAAAGGACUUGGAAAGAAACUAAGUGAAAGACACAACAAAAUUAUUCAAACCCCAGGCGUCCAAAUGUGCAGAAGCGAAGGAUGCACUGAAACUGCAACUUGUAAUGUUGAACUAAUACAGCUACUAUCUCAGAGGUACAGUAAAUCUAAAAUGUAUGUGCAACACAAGCGCUUGAGCAGACCAGGCUGUAAGAGGGCAUGUCUCAAAAAACAGCGUACCUUUCUAUCACGAGGUCACUCUCUAAAGAGGAGCAAAUAUGUCAAGAAGACACGCUUUUGGAAAGCAAAGAGGAAUCUCAGGAGAACAACUGUGUCAGCUGACAGCCCCCAUGAAACGGUAAACAGCAACACAACAUCAGACUCUUCAAACAGUCAGUCUGAAAUAGUCCUUACAGAAAAUGAAGCUCAAGACCCAGACUCUAAUUUAAGAAUAAUGCCUCACACAUCUGAUGACAGACAAUCGCUACAUGUUCAAGCCUCCCAGGAGGCUAAUACCACUAUUCCUGAGACCAAACCAAUAGAGGAGCAAAAAAAUCCUACAGAACUACUUUCAGAGGAUCUCCAUAAAAGUGAUUCAGUCUGCACUGAGAAGGCAACAAAAGAUUGUAUACCAAAUCUAAUCCCAGUAAUGGUGGAUAAAGGUGAACAAGUGAAGACAACAGAAAACAUCUCCAAUCAAAGCCAAGCAUCCUUGAUCACAUGCACUAGCAAAGAACAUGGGGUUAUCACAGAGUGCAAAGAGGAGACCGUGCUGCUCAAUGUAAGAUCAGAAACUGUACAGAAUCCAUUAAGCAAGGUAGAUGACAAUGUAGAUGCUUCUGAGAGUCUGAGUAUACAUGAUUGUGAGGUUUCAGAAACACACAGUGAUAUGCCUGCAAGCAACACAAUCAACAGUCAUAAAACUGAGCUCCAGACAAACGUGACUCCAGAAGCCAAGGAAAUGGAGACUAUGACUGAUACAGCUGAGACAGACACUAUAAAGUGCAGUGAGCAAAAUGCAAAUAUGAAAAAUACCCUAAACGUGCAGUGUUUUGAAGGAAGAGAACACAUGUCAGCAAGUAUCCCAAACAUGAACCAAUCACGUCUCAACAUUUCUACCAAUGCAUCUAAUGUCAGCAGAGUUUGGAGAAGUGAUUCUGAGGCAUUUGAAGAAACGACGUCAGAUUCAAAGCAGUGUGAUUCCGAGGCUUUGAAAUAUGCAUCAAAUAAUGUUGUUGAUCUUACUGUUGAUGAUCCAGAUUUGGAUGUCCAAUGUGAAAUUUCUUCAAAACACACAAAGAAGAGAUGUGACACCAGUGUGCUUGGUUCUACCAAACCACCAAGUACUCACGCAGUCAAAAACAACUGUGGUUUAAGGCCAGACCAAAACAAAAACGAUGGAGCAACCUCACCUGAAACCCAGCUCAUUUCUAAACUAAGAGAUUAUUUGAACAAAUUUGAGUCCACUGUUAAGAAACAAGAAGCUGUGAAUGAAGAUCUUAAAGAAAGACCAGUGGUGUGGAUAACACUUGACAGCACAGCACACAAACAGCAGUUGUUUGAAAAAAGCCAAUACUGUAUGGUAAAUGUUCCCUGUCUGAUGCCUCAUGAGGGUGAUGCUGGUAAAAAAGACCAUUCAAGUGAAUACACCAAAACCACAGUUCAAACUAGGAGGGUUCUUCGAAGUGAACAUGCUCAAAAUGGAACUGAUGUUUGCCUAUUAGUGCCGGUUGAAUCUAAGAGAGGCCGACGAUCUUCUCAAACCAAGCGAACCAGUAGGCAAAGAUCAAGAAGAAGCUCAGUCACUAGUGUCAGUCCUGACAGUACCAGUGUUUUAGACACCGUCAAAGAUAAUAGUCCUCACCCUUUGCCCCAGGUGAACGACCGGAAUGCUGUUUUCCCAGAAAUCUCCAACAAUAAUACCCUUAAUGCUCAGUUACAGAUGCAAAGAAAGAACACAACGAGCCAACAAAAUCCCUCUGUGAAUUUAGACAGUUUAUGUGAACGACAGAGUCAAGAGAAUCGAUCUUUGAACACCAUAAAAAUCAUUGAUGAUGCCAAUGUGAGCAGUACGUUCACUGACAAUAAAUACAGCAUCUGUGACAUUUCAAGCACGCUCAAAAUGGCUGACCAAACAGCCUCAUUAACCGAACUUGGAUCUUUGCAGUUUAAAUGCAAAAACAUGUUGCAGCAUUUUAUCUCAAAUUUUGAACAAGAUCAGAAAGUGCCAUUCCACCAAUCUUUUGUUUCAAGGUGUCUCAUCUUAGAGCAAUAUUUGGACCAUCCACCUGCACAAGUAGACCUGAAUUACGAAGCGGUGAAUUCUUACUUGGAGUUGCAGAUGAUGAUGGAAGCUUGGCAGUUUGUAGAAAACAAAAUAAACUUUCUGAACUGUAAACCUACAUUUAGGAGUUUGCUAUGGUAUGACCCUUCUCUUUACGGAGAACUCUACAAAGGGGAGGUCGGCUUUCAGCAGCAAUCAUCGUUGUUUGCUUCUUUUCAAAAGAUCCUGGCCCAAGAGGGAUACAGUAAACUGCAGGAAUACUACAGUGCAGUGUCCUCCUUGCACCAUCAGCUCCAGGCCGCCCCUGACGCAUCUUACUACAUGUAUCUAAAGAGUAAGCGUGAGCUUCUUGAAGCUGAGGCUGCACUCAGAAAUCCCCAUGACCUUAAAAGCUUCUUUUUAUCCGUACCAAUGUCUGCAAUGAUCAAUUUUGGAGACAGUUUGGAAAGAUUGGAAAGGAUACAUAAAGUGAUAAUGACUUUUGUGGAAACUCCAUCGGAUCAGUUGCCGGGGACUUUUGAUGUAGGCAAAGCAGAGCAUCUGUCCAUUACAUGCAGAUAUCUCCAAGAAAAAGCUAUUUUCAUGAAGUCGUGCAAUGAAAUGAUUAGCAAAGUAUCAUGGUUUGGAAUCGAGCACCUUCUUUAUGAUGCCUCUAAGGUUCUUGUAUGGCAAGACAUGAGUCAUGGUGCACCAAGUGAGGUUCUCAAGACAUACAAGAAUUCAAACCCACAGAUUAUUUUCGGGGUGACAGAGUCAGGUGUUACUCUCGUCAACAAAUUGAAACAGCCAGCUCCGUCUGUGGAUGGAGCAGAGACCCCAACAAAACAAAAGUGUGAUGCUGCUCUGAAACGUAAACGUUUGAAGACAUGGACGUCCCCUCAACCCAGUGUUGCACAGAGGGUAAAGGCGGACAAGGACGUGGCUUACAAAAUGGCUAAAAGGAGGGCAUCUGUUUCAUCCCUAACACAAUGUAACGCUGUGAACCCCCUUUUCCAAACAACUCCUGCAACCCGUAUUGAGAACCCAAGCCCUUACUACGCUCUUCCUCACAGAGUGGAUCCAGGACAUUGGGGAAUGGUUAGAAGCACUGCAGUCGACUGGAAUGCCUCUAACUUAGCCCCACCUUUGCCUUUGACGUCUCAUGCACACUCUGAAAUAAAUUCCCUUCAUCUGUCUAAUAGACGAGCGACUUUAUCACAUUCUGAUGAAAGGAGAUCUUUAGCAGACAUACAAAGACCUCAACAGCCUUCAGUCUCGGCUCCUCCAGCAACUUUACGAGGAGAUUCUUGUGCUACACGUCUAGCGUUUGACAGUGUUAAAUAUCAACAAACUAACGCUGCACAGCACUGUCCUGUUCUCUCACAAGAACAAGUAAACCAGUUCAGUUUAGCCAUGACACAACCUUACAGUUUACCAAAUUGCCCCUUGAAUGCAAAUUUGCUAACUCCUCCUCUCUCAGUUCAGGCUUUGACACAUGUCCCUAUGCCCAGCACGGUUACUGCAAUUCAUUACCCCUACUUCCUGUUGAAUGGACAAACAUACACCACAGGCUCCACUGCAGCCAUUCACCCUGAUGCUAGAUAUUAUCCUAAGACCAUUUAGGACUGAUGUACUAUGAGCUACAAUUGAAUCACAUAGAUAUGAAUUUUGUAAGUCAGUUACAGGGAAGUUAUAUCAAAGAACAAUUUCAGGGGUGGCCAGCGUCGUUCCUGGAAAGCCACAGUCCUCCAGGACUCACCUACCUGUAGCUUUCUAGUAACACUUCAGACCUUGAUUAGCUUCUUCAGGUGUGUUUAAUUAGGGUUGGAGCUAAACUCUGCAGGACUGUGGCUCUUCAGUACUGAUGCAGGACCGGCCACCCCCAAACUAUUUGGACAUUAAAUCCCACUGAUUCAUAAAUGCACUUGGUGCUUUUAAGCAAAUGUACUUUAAUGUGACUCUGUAUAUAUGAUAGAACACACAUGUUCUGGUAAAACCUUCCAUGUACUGUAUAUAGCAAUGUUUUAUACAAUGAUUUGAUGUUCAGUUACUUUAUUGUAGUAUUUAUUGCAAUUAAACAUUUAUUUUCCACAAGUUAACAUAAAUAAAGAAUGGUUUGAUAA